CUGCUGUCAGAGUGUUGGGCUGGAAUGGAGAUUUUUCCUGGUGGAUGUGGCCUGUGCUGCAGCACAAAAGGGUUAAGCUGAGGUUGGUGUUUAUGUAACCAAAGAGGGAACUCCCAGAGAUGAGUCUUUGGCUAUCUCAUGUGUUGAUGCAUCAGAAGGGCUUGAAGAAAGCCUGGCUUGUUGCUUGAGCCUAGUUACGCACUGGAACCCUGUGCUUCAAAGUUUCCCUGGCUGCUGGGGGCGGGGGGGGCAGCCAGGAUGGAAUUUGCUUUCCCUGCUGUGUGACUUGGCCUGUGGAAGCCUUUUUUGUCCCUGAGGAGCUGGAGACUGACCACAGCUGGAUGUGGGUGGAGAGUCCUCGACCUUUUGCCCAUCCAGCCUUCUCCAAGGUGACAACUCCUGCCUCCUGAGACGUUGGAAAACCUAGUUUGGAAGAAGAGUAACGAUACAGUUGAUGCUGAACUACGUGAGUCCUCAGAGCCAAGGAUGAAGCGGCGAGCAUCAGACAGAGGAGCUGGGGAAACAUCCGCUAAGGCAAAGGCUCUGUGUGCGGGGAUUUCCGGGAAUAACGCCAAGAGAGCAGGUCCUUUCAUCCUGGGUCCACGUUUAGGUAACUCCCCUGUGCCAAGUAUUGUUCAGUGUUUGGCAAGAAAGGAUGGGACAGAUGACUUUUAUCAGCUGAAGAUUCUCACCUUAGAGGAAAGAGGUGAUAAAGGAAUAGAAACCCAGGAGGAGCGACAGGGCAAGAUGCUGCUGCACACGGAGUAUUCACUUCUUUCCCUGCUCCACAACCAGGAGGGAGUGGUCCAUCAUCACGGGCUCUUCCAGGCUCUGUGCAUGUGCCCUGGAGCUUCCCUGAGGGGUUGCUGCUGUGUUUGCCUCCCCCAGGACCGAGCUUGUGAAAUCAUAGAAGAUCUCGAAGCCAACAGGAUGGUCAGGAAGAUGAAGAAGCGCAUUUGCCUGGUGUUGGACUGUCUCUGUGCUCAUGAUUUCAGUGACAAAACAGCAGAUCUGAUCAAUCUGCAGCAUUAUGUCAUUAAAGAGAAGAGACUCAGCGAGCGGGAGACCGUGGUGAUAUUUUAUGAUGUGGUACGAGUCGUAGAAGCAUUACACAAGAAAAAUAUUGUGCACAGAGACUUGAAACUAGGAAACAUGGUGCUAAACAAAAGAACUCACCGGAUCACCAUCACCAACUUCUGCCUGGGGAAGCACCUGGUGAGCGAGGAUGACCUGCUGAAGGACCAGCGAGGCAGCCCUGCCUACAUCAGCCCAGAUGUGCUCAGUGGCCGGCCAUACCGUGGGAAGCCCAGUGACAUGUGGGCUCUGGGGGUGGUGCUGUUCACCAUGCUCUACGGCCAGUUCCCCUUCUACGACAGCAUACCUCAGGAGCUCUUCCGCAAAAUCAAGGCUGCCGAGUACACCAUCCCCGAGGAUGGCCGGGUCUCAGAAAACACUGUGUGCUUGAUCCGGAAACUGCUGGUCCUGGACCCACAGCAGCGGCUGACGGCUUCUGAAGUGCUGGAUUCCCUCAGCUCCAUCAUAGCGUCCUGGCAGUCCAUGUCCUCACUGAGUGGCCCUUUGCAAGUGGUGCCGGACAUAGAUGACCAAGUGGCUAAUCCUGAAAACCCCCAGGAGGUGAAGGUGACGGAGGAGUGCUCCCAGUAUGAGUUCGAGAACUACAUGAGGCAGCAGCUGCUCUUGGCUGAGGAGAAGAACACCUUGCAUGAGGCCAAGAGCUUCCUGCAGAAGCGGCAGUUCGGGAACAUCCCGCUGGUGCGGCGCCUGGGCCACGACGCGCAGCCCAUGAACCCUUUGGACGCGGCCAUCCUGGCCCAGAGGUACCUCCGGAAGUAGCUUCCCAUGCCCCAAGAGCACGAGCACCACCCUGCAGUCUGCCCUCACCUCGCCUGCUCCAGCCUACAGCAAUACCGGUGUCCCACAACGGGGAAUAAUGUAGCAAUCCCAAGCUCUGUCCAGGGACACGCACUCACACCUGCUCCGGAGGGAGAAGACUUUUGGAAAAGCUAGUUUUGGAAGCAGCAACCUCUUGGCAUCUUCUGGAAUCUGUUUUUUAAAAUCGAAGCCUAGAUGACUAAUCUGCUUUUGAUCAUGACUGUAAUCUACCUCUCUUGUCUUUUUAACCAUGCUGUUCUCUGGAUCGAGCAAAGCCCGUGGGAAAGGAGGAGACUUCCAAGGGUGAAGCUGCUGGCACGGAGCCGUGGCCAUGCAGCACGGGGCUGGCCCGUGGCGCCCGCUCCGUGUGGUUUGAAUAAGCUUGGAUUUAUCAGGGUUUCUCGAAAGGCAGAAUUUCUUGAAACCUCCCACUUCCCUUCAUCUGCAUCAAAUCUGUUUUUGUUCUGACGUGCCACCUGGUCUGGCCGUGCUGGCCAGUCCUGUGUGGCCACCGCUGUGACCGGAGAGCCCGGCCACCACCUCAGGCAGGAGAUGAGGAGUCGUCCUGGCAGGGAUCAGAUCCUGUCCCCAGUUCAAAGGUUUUCCAGGACUUGACCUGCCAGGGCCCCUGCCCCCUCUCCCACCUCUCACUGAUUCCUUUAGUUUCUAAAGAUCUAUGAUUUAAUAUUAUUUUUCAGUAGCAUAUCCCAGGUGCAGUUACAGUUGCAUUAAUUCCCCCUCAGUUGUGGUACAGAUGUAAUAUAUGAGUUAUAAUGUGAAAAGCUUCCCAAAAUAAUUUGCCUAGAGAUAGGAGGGGCUGGCUGAAGUCUCUACUGUAUUUCUUCCCAGCUUUUCUUGCCAUCCCAGCCCAAACCUGGGGCUGCCUCUGCCCUCAUGCCAAGGCAGGGGAAGGACAUCCUGGUUUGUCACCUGGUGUCACUGGAAGAGCUUUGGCCUGUGCUGAGAGCAGGAACGAUUGUUUCUGAGCCUCAUUUAUGAACUGGAUGCCUGUCUUGCCAGAUGAACUGUUCUCACACAGAGCUCCCAGGGCUCCCAGUGCCCUGCCCAGGGCUCCUACUCAAGGCAGCACCUUCUUCAGCUGCCUCCUUCCCUGCUGCUGGCUGCUCCCAGCCCUGGCAUCACCCUCCUGCCAGCCCUGUGAGCAGGGAGGCUUGGAGCUGGGGGGGCUGCCCUGCUUUUUGGGGCUGCACUGCUCUCUGGGCCCAGCUCUGGCAGCACAGUGGGCGUGGGCAGGGAGCGAGUUGCAGAUGUUUGUAGCGUGUUGUUGCCUUUUCUUGCCCCGGGCUGGGGAAGGGGGACGGGGUCUAAGCUGGGCCACCCCAGCAGUGGCUUUGUGGGGACAGGGGGCUGGACCUGAACCUCCCUGGCCGUGGCGGGCAUUACGUCCUGCCUGCACCUCGCCAAGGCCCUGGGGCCAGGCAGGGCCUCGUGAACACUAACACAGACCAGCUCCCUGCACCACCCCAGCUGAGCCAGUAGCCCCAGCUCUUUCGCCUUAUUUAUUUUGAAGAUGGUGGGUCUGUCCUGUGGGCCCAUCACCCCCUGUGCCACCAGCAGCAGGGCAGGGAUCCCCUGAGCACCCCAGCAGGGCCCUGCUCUCUCCUUCUGGUUCUCUCCUGCCUCAUUCCUUGUUUAUUUUUACUGUUUUUCCCCAAUGUUAAAGCAAAAAGCAAUAUUCUGGGACUCCCUGAGGCUGUAUCGCACCAGGAUCCUGCAGUGGCAGCACCGGUCAAUUCACUUGUGCUAACGCAAACUGGAAGGGGGUGGUGCAGGGGGCAUGGGGGCCACAGGGCCAUGGCGGGACAGAGCCUGUUGUAAGGAAAAAAAAAAAGAAAAAGAAAAAAAAAAAGGAAAAAAAUUUGUAUAAAGACGUUAUUUUUGUACUACAUCGGAACUACUCCUGCAUGUCGGCAAUAAAACUUCAUACGACA
This is a messenger RNA of Serinus canaria (Common canary), 3845 nucleotides long. It is a transcript of the gene STK40, whose product is annotated as serine/threonine kinase 40. Gene Ontology annotation, biological process: protein phosphorylation. Gene Ontology annotation, molecular function: ATP binding; protein kinase activity. The transcript has 12 exons. NCBI's taxonomy places the organism in Eukaryota, Metazoa, Chordata, Aves, Passeriformes, Fringillidae. The record is from RefSeq and is a predicted model, not a curated record. Bases 487 to 1854 code for a protein of 455 amino acids.